AUGGGUAAACUCAUCAAGAACCACUGGGCACGCCUCAUCGUCCUCACGGCUUCUGCUUAUAUGAUUGCCGCCGCCCUCGAGGGUUUCUUCUGGCCCAAAAUCUUUUUCGACUUCCUUACUAAGAACCUUGAUGGUGCCGUCAAGCCGUUCCCUGUGUUGCAAAUUAUCAACUUGGUGCUGGGCAUAUUGACCUUGGCGUGGGAAUGGCCACUCAAGUUCAUUGUCAGAACGGCUCCAGGCCUGCACAGAAGCAUCGAAGCCAGACUGGUGUUAUACCCUCUUUGUGCCUUGUGUGGAGUGCUGCAAUACCAAGCCACCAAUGCCGCCCUUUAUUACCUUAUCGGAGUGAUUGUGUAUUUCUGGGCCUUUUCAGAAGGAGAGAUGAUUUGUGGGGAACCCUGGACGGUCCCGAAGCGAGGCGGUCGACAGCCCGGCAAAGUAUGA
Molecule: messenger RNA, 444 nt
Organism: Exophiala spinifera
Lineage: Eukaryota; Fungi; Ascomycota; Eurotiomycetes; Chaetothyriales; Herpotrichiellaceae
Exons: 2
Coding region: 1-444 (147 amino acids)
Source: RefSeq, a predicted model, not a curated record